ACAACUUGCCCCCUCCCAAUAUGUAUAUUCACUCUACACCUUAUCUCUUCCUUCAAUUUUCCAUAUACCCAUUUCACUUUAUCCAUCUUUACACAUAUACUCUCUAAUAUGGGUAAUGAUAACCCAAAUUUGCCAGAUGAUCCAUUGGUUGUUGACUCCUCAUCCAAAGGAGGUGGCUAUGCAUUAAGUGGCAAAAUAAUGCUAAGUGCAAUAGUCAUCUUAUUCGCUGUCGUUGUUUUCAUGGUUGGUCUUCAUUUAUAUGCACGUUGGUACCUUUUAAAUCAACGGCGUCGUGAUCUUGUUCGUCGACGUAGGGUUCACCAUCGUCGUACACAUAUCGUGUUUUACGUCGAUAAUAAUAACUCCGGUUUAACCCAUGCAAACCGGGGUCUCGAACCGGCUGUUCUUAACUCCUUACCGGUUUUUAACUACUCCAACAAAACUCACACCGAACCGAUUGACUGUGCUGUUUGUUUAUCCGAUCUCGAAGAAAACGAAAAGGGCAGGAUUUUACCUAAGUGUAAUCACUCUUUUCAUUUGGAAUGUAUUGAUAUGUGGUUUCAAUCUCAUUCUACUUGCCCGCUUUGUCGGUCUCCGGUUGAGCCGGUUAACGAACCGGAUGAAAACCGGGUUGAUCAGGUGGUAGCUGUAACUGUCAAUGAACCGGGUGAACUUGGUGAACCGGGUUCAAGUUCCGGUUUAUGCAACUCUUGUCAGGAGAAUAGUAGUGUUAAUAAUACGACGUCGUUGGGUGGAAGGAGAAAAGGAGUGGAUGUAAGAAUUGACGUGCCACGGAGGAAUAACGAGUUAUUGGAAGAGGAGUUGGAAAUGGGACUCAGGCUGAGUUCACCAGCGAGUCAAUCAAGAUCACCCGCGAGUCGUUUAUUGUCUUUGAGAAGGAUACUCAGCAUGAACAAGAAAACACCCACGGGAGCUAGUAGUAAUUCAUCCGGUGUCGGAACAAGUAAUUGCUCAGCCGAGUUCGAUUUAGAAAUCGGGGAAAUUGCCCCGGUGUCUAGCAAUUACCGUUCACCUCGAUCACAUAUCGGCAACGUUCAUAAUGCAUCACAUUCACAACUCAGUGAGUGACCAACUCGGGCACAAAUAUCUAGGUAAAGAUAGCGGAAUAUGAAUAAAAAAAUGUCACGCUAGGAACGUUGGAUUUUGGGAAGUGAAAGACAAGAAGACAAGUCAGAAAACUCGUACUGAAUGUCCUAAUACACGUGGCAAUUUCAUGUGGACCUGAUGGUAACAUGGCAGUGAUGGAAUGGAGGGAUUGCUGUUUUUACGCAGUCAUGGUAGACUUUAGGCCGUAGAACUGCGAAUGUUUGACUUGUAAAUAUGAGGGUAGAGUUAGAAAAGUGCAACUUGUAAAGCAUUACGUGCAAGAGUCACUUACAAUGUGUUUAUUUCUAAAUUCGUUGAAUUCCUUUUAUCUAAUUCUAAAAUUAUUUGAAA
Molecule: messenger RNA, 1458 nt
Organism: Lycium barbarum (goji berry)
Lineage: Eukaryota; Viridiplantae; Streptophyta; Magnoliopsida; Solanales; Solanaceae
Product: RING-H2 finger protein ATL2
Exons: 1
Coding region: 109-1089 (326 amino acids)
Source: RefSeq, a predicted model, not a curated record